Coffea eugenioides is the source of this 2570-nucleotide messenger RNA. Its product is annotated as long-chain-alcohol oxidase FAO2. Gene Ontology annotation, molecular function: flavin adenine dinucleotide binding; long-chain-alcohol oxidase activity. The transcript has 3 exons. The record is from RefSeq and is a predicted model, not a curated record. Lineage: Eukaryota; Viridiplantae; Streptophyta; Magnoliopsida; Gentianales; Rubiaceae. The coding region runs from base 93 to 2384 and encodes 763 amino acids.
AUCUUAUAGUUUGACCUAACAGGCAACAUUUUGUAGCAACGCCAACACGGGAAGUGAGUAUAUAUAUUAUCCACUAAAGAUAAAAAGAAAAGAUGGAGGGAAAAGAAAGCCAUCAUCGUCAUCAUCCCUUGUUGACCAGAGCUAGAAGAGGUGGAGGUGGUUAUGGUCAUGGUUUCAGCCCAUCUCAGAUCCAGGCACUCUCUGCUGUUUGCGAAGCUUUCCUACCAUCCCUUUCUCCUCCCUCCGAUGCAAUCUCCCACAGUCAAGGGGAUCCUCAGCUUCAUAAUGAGGCGGCACUUGAAUACUAUUACAAGGCUUCUGGAUCCCAGUCUCCCUUUCCAGAUGAGGUUGCGGAAAUUUUGGUGAAGCGGGGAUUGCCUGAAGGACUUUCUGUCGUGAAACUAGUUCUGAAGCUUUUGUCAACCAGACUGGGAACACUUUUGGUUUGUGGAUUAAUCUGUUUGAAUUGGAAGUGGCCAUUUGUUCACAAGUUCUCCGAAUUGCCAGUGAAGAAGAGAGAAACCAUACUGCAGAAAUGGUCCACAGAAACUUUUCUGAUCCCCUUGAGAAUCGUCUUCUUGAUGAUCAAGAUCAUGUGCUGUUACGUUUUCUUCUCUUGGACUGAUGAGAAUUACAAAAGUCGAACACUGGAUGCAAUUGGGUACAAUACAGACGCCAGAGAAGACAAGAUCAGACCCCGCAAGGAGAGGCCUCUCGAAAAGGGCGUAAUUGAAACUCUGUACGAAAAUGAUUCAACCCUGAAGACAUCCCUCAUCCAGAAAGGUCUCUUUGUGGAAGAGGAACCAAAUGAGGACUUGUACAAGAUCAAAUGUGAUGUGGUGAUCGUGGGCUCUGGUUGUGGGGGUGGGGUGGCAGCAGCAAUUCUUGCAGCCUCAGGCCACAAAGUCCUUGUGCUUGAGAAAGGUCACUACUUUGUCCCAGAAGAUUAUUCAGGACUCGAGGGACCUUCCUUCGAGGAACUCUAUCUGUCAGGGGCGAAGCUGACGACUGUCGAUGGGAAAGUCUUGCUUCUGGCAGGAUCAACAGUUGGGGGAGGCUCUGCUGUUAAUUGGUCUGCUUCAAUCAAAACUCCGGAUCAUGUUCUAAAAGAAUGGUCAGUGGAUCGAAAGAUCCCAUUUUAUGGAACCUCUGCGUAUCAAUCUGCUAUGGAUGAAGUGUUUAAGAGGAUUGGAGUAACCAAGAACUGCACGGUAGAAAGUUUUCAGAACGAAAUAAUAAAGCAAGGCUGCGAAAAGCUCGGUUUGGAAGCUGGACAAGUUGCCAGGAAUUCUUCUGAGAAUCAUUAUUGUGGUUCUUGUGGUUAUGGUUGCAAAACUGGUGAUAAGAAGGGGACUGACUCGACGUGGCUCGUCGAUGCUGUAAACAACGGGGCAGUGAUCCUAACAGGUUGUAAGGCAGAGAAAUUUAUUCUUGGAAAUAACAAAAAUGAGGAGAUGAGAAGGAGAUGCAGGGGUGUGAUUGCAGCAGUUGAAGGUAGGAACAUUACAAAAAGGAAGCUGCACAUUGAAGCCCGGGUGACAAUUUCAGCUUGUGGCUCUCUUAUGACACCCCCUUUACUUGUAUCCACUGGGCUGAAGAACAAAAACAUCGGUCACAAUCUUCACCUCCAUCCAGUUCUAUUUGCCUGGGGAUAUUUUCCGGAGUCCAAGUCGAAAAUAAAAGGAAACAGUUACGAGGGAGGAAUUAUUACUCGUCUGCACAAGGUGCAGACCGGAGAUUCUAACAACAAUUGCAUCAUAGAAUCCGCAGCGUUGGGCCCUGGAGCCUGUGCCUCUUUGCUUCCUUGGAUAUCAGGGAAUGACAUGAAGGACCAGAUGAGCAAAUACGCUAGAACUGCAAGGAUUUUUGCUUUAAUAAGAGAUGAAGGUUCAGGGGAAGUGAGAGAGGAGGGAAGGGUUACAUAUCAUUUGAAUGAGAUGGAUAAGGAGCAUCUCAAACUCGGGCUCAGACAAUGCUUGAGGAUUUUAAUUGCUGCAGGAGCUGUUGAAGUUGGAACUUACAGGAGCGAUGGGCAGAGAUUAAGAUGCGAUGGGAUCAAGAAUGAGGAUGUGGAGGAGUUUCUGGACACAAUUGUGGCAGAUCCGGGGCCAAAGUCCGCGGCAGAGUAUUGGACAAUAUACUGUUCUGCUCAUCAGCUGAGUAGCUGCAGGAUGGGAUCUACUGAAGAAGAUGGUGCAGUGGAUGAGAAUGGAGAAAGUUGGGAAGCAGAGGGCUUAUUCCUAUGCGAUGGAAGUGUUAUUCCCAGUGCAAUUGGAGUUAAUCCCAUGAUCACCAUCCAAUCAACCGCUUUCUGCAUCUCCAAGAAAAUUGCCGAGUCCCUAAAGCAAGGGAAGUUCUGUUUCGAUGAUUCUUCAAGGGCUUGAUUACUUUAAUUUAGUCCACAGUCUAACUGAGCAGGUUCACUUUUUCCUUUACCUGUAUGUCUGUAGCAUCAAGUUCCCAGAGGGAAAUGAUUGUAGUAUUCACUUUCUCACCUGUAUGGAAACCGCUCUGCGAUUAUGUAAAAGUUACUUGAGUGGGAAUAAAUAAAGUGGACUUCUUUAAGUUUC